AAUCCAAUAUUGUACAAUGUAGCAGAUUCAGAAUCGGCUUUAUUGGCCAAGUAUGUUUAACACACAAGGAAUAUGACUUGGUGAACUGUGCUCUCCUUGUUCAAUAGGCCGUUUUCCAGCGCAGGAACUUUUUCAGGAACUUCCUCAUGUAAAUAAAGUUACCCCUGUGUUUUGUACAAAAACUAGCCAGGUAGAUUUAGUUCUUUUGGAACCUUUCGGAGUUCCUUCUAGGUAGGUAGGACUUUUCCAAGGGACCGAGAAUCUAUUCAGGUGCUGAGCUGUUGAACGCUGAUUGGUUAAACACAGUUGGGGGCUUCUCUUUCAGACACACGACCGCCUUUUGAAUAUACGCAGUGACUUGUUUAUUUCGUAUUUCUUGUGUAUUUCUAUUACAACAAACUUGACAACGUGGAGAAAGAAGAACGAAAGGAGCUUUCGAAAGGCAAUAACUUUUGUGGGGCAUCUUUGUGCUGAUCAGUGGAACUAUUUUGAAAUGUUUUUACUCAGCCGUAGUCUUUAAACUAUAUGCAGUUUAAGGUUGUUUAUUAUUUUUUACAAGCUUCAUUUCGAUACACAAACCUACGAGAAGUGGACAGACUUUUUUUAAAUCUAUUUACGGAGGAGUGUGAAGCGGCAACUUCAGCAGUUUACUACUCUGAAUUUGUUGAAAACGUGGAUAAAAAUGGAGGCAACUCACGAGUGGAAAGAAGCUGAAGUGGACCAAAAGGUAUCACCUGACCCUUAUGAAUUCAUCAUUUACUAAGAGGAUGACUUCCUGACUUUUGGACAUUGCGUACAAAAGCCUGACUUUUUAUGAACAUUUCGGUACACUUUUAUUUUAUAAAUCACAUUGUUUUUGUACAUACAUACUUACUUGUUAUUAAACAACUGUGACCUAAUAUUCUCUGUUUACUUCAGUGUAAAAAUAUACUAAACUACUCCUCCAUACGUCAUCAGCUGGAUCUGUAUAAACUACCCUGAACUGUGAAAUACGGUGGAAACACAAACCACACACUUCAACAGUUAAGUUAAUGAGGUUCUCUGUAUCUCAUGUGGGCAGCACGGUGGAGACAAUGUUUAGUGCUUGUGCGUCACAAUUAGACGGACUUGGGUUCGAUUCCAAAGCCUAGGUUUUUUUUUUGUGGAGUUAGCAUGUUCUCCCCAUGAUUGCAUUGGUUCUCACUGGGUACUUCGGCUUCCUCCCACCUCCAAACACAUGCACCUAUAAAUAGGUUGAUUGGCAACACUUAAGUGGCCCUAAUGCAUGAAUGUGAGUGUGAAUGUUUGUUUAUUACAAAUGUGUUGGCCCUGCGAUGAGGUGGCAACUUGUCCAGGGUGUACGCCGCCUUUCACCGGAGUGCACCUUCAUAUGCCCCCCCACUCCAUCAAGGGUGACAUGGAGCGUUAUGAGUUUCUAGGUCUGGUCGGGAAGGGCAGUUAUGGCACGUUGGUCAAGUGCCGCCAUCGCAUCUCAGGCCGCCUGGUCGCCAUCAAAAAGUUCCUGGACUCUGAUGAGGACAUUGCAGUGAGGAAGAUCGCUCAGAGGGAAAUCCAGCUGCUCAGGAAACUACACCACGACAACCUGGUAAAUCUUCCAGACGUCUGGCAGCGUCGCCGCUACUGGUAUCUGGUCUUUGAGUUUGUUGAGCAAACUCUCCUGGAUUAUUUGGAGCAAAAUAUCCUCGGGCUGGACCUGAGCACCUGCCGGCAGUGCUUCUUUCAGGUCCUCAGGGGAGUGGCCUUCUGCCCCCAGCAGAAUGUCAUCCACCAUGACAUCAAACCUGAGAAUGUCCUUAUCUCUAAGGGAGGUGUUUUAAAAUCUUGCAAUUUUGGCCUAAGGGGAGCCUACACUGACUAUGUGGCCACGCGUUGGUACCGAGCCCCUGAACUGCUGGUGGGGGACACCAAGUAUAGCAAACCAGUAGACCUGUGGGCUGCGGGCUGCUUACUCGUCGGGAUGCUAACAGGCCAGGCUCUCUUUCCUGGAGAUUCAGACCUCGACCAAAUAUACCACAUUGUAAGGUUAUUCGGUGACCUGACAGCUCAUCAUCAGGAUUUAUUCCACAAGAACCUCACAUUUUCUGGCGUUAACCUGCCAGAACAUUUCAGCAGAAUUCUUCUAGAGCAGCACUUUCCUUUGGUGUCAUCAAAAGCUUUGAAUCUGCCUCAGAUGGAUCCAGAAAAACGAGCUCGAUGUUCAGAGCUGCUGGGACAUUCGGUGUUCACCCACGACGACUUCCAUGUCAGGUUGUUGGAUGAGCUGAGAGUCAGAAUCCAUAAACAGCAAAGAGAGAACUCAAUCCUCCCAAAGAUAAGCAAAGUCUCAAAACAACAAAGAGACCAAGUUGAUGACCAAAGUCGAAGAGGAAAAGAUUCUAAAAACACUAUUAAAGAUGUGCAGGACAAGUAAAAAAUCAGGAAGGAAGUCAAGAAGGUGGUGAAAACAAAAGAGAAGCAACAUUCAAAGCAGUAUGGAACUAUUCAGAACAUAUUGGAACCCAAUGCUACCAAAGCCCCCAAAAUAUUAGGAUCAAGGAGUUUGGAUCAUGGAGUAAAGAUGGCUGCCACCAUGAAAAAUAGAGCAGGACACUAUUCAGUUCUUAAAUCAAAAGACCACAUCAGGGCUUCUGGUGUGACAAAGACCUUCGACUUGUCCUCUAACCAAACCAAGACCACACCUCAAACGUUGUUCCAAUGUCCAAUCAACACACAGCUUCCUCAAAUGGCAUUUCAAAGACUCUCACUGUGGGCCCCAAAGUUUCAAAGGACAAUACAGAACUGGCCAACCCUUCUUCAGCUAAAUCCUCACUAGAUGUCUGCGGACUUUUAAGGUGCCUUUCACCUACUACAAAACUUAUGGAAGAAUAUUCAAUAGACAAGACCGUCAGGCAGCAAAAUCUCCUGACCAAAGCUCCUCAAAGUCACUUUCAGGCACCUCAAUCACCUUUAAUCCCACAACCCGUAAACGUCUUAUUCAAUGAAGACCGUAGAGCCAUGUUCAUGGAAACUGAGAAGACAUUAGCAGGCUCAGAAAAAGAGAACAGUUCCAGGUUUUGGGCGGGACAAGCCAGAAAGACAAAAAGGAGCUUUCCAGAAAUAAGGAAUCAUGCACCAUCUUGGAUCCGCUUUCAGUCAGUUUAACACCAGAUCCCAGGUCUUGCACUCGAAGCUUGGCCCUUUACUCCAACAUUGAUAAGGCACAGCUUCAUUCUCUUCAAGUGGACGCCACCUGUUCCCCGGCUCCACCCCCUUCAUCAUUAACGGCCACCCUUUUCAUCCCUUCCUUGACGUGCCGUGCUGACAGCGGUUGUCUGGACAGAAGAUCCCAACCUGAAGCAUACAAUCUCUGGUGGAGGCAUCACAGUGGCUUUUACUGUCAGCCGCUUCAGCAACUUCAGGGAACACUUGCAACACAGGUGGCGGCGAAAAGCGCAGCCUUAUUCCCAUUAACACACUGUUCCAAAAAGAACAGCUGUGGAGACAGUGCGAUGUCCAAAAGAAAGUCAGCUGAAGGGAAAUACGGCAAGGUUCUGAGGAAAGACAGUGCUACUUUAAUCUUUUGAUCAAGGACACACACACUGACUGCAGAAUUUGUAACUAUACUGUAUGUAGGCCACUAUACAAUCCAGACAUAAGGCAAAUCCCAUGUUCCUUGUAUUUUUAUUUUAUUUAAUCAUAAUAAAUAUUCUGAAAACCUAAUUUAAGAAUUGACAAAAAAAGUUAAAGGAAACUUUAAAGCACACUUAUUGAUGCAUAUUCCAUUUUUAUGUGAAAGUAAAUUACAUUUCCAAAUAAUUCCGGAGAUUCAUCACUACUUUCCAUAGGCUUACACUAUAGCUGCUCGCAGCAGACAGCAUUGGAUUGGCGUGGGGCACCACAAAGAUGUUAUGUGGGUGUUGAAAUAGUGUGUUUUUUGUUUUGUUGUUUGUCUAUGCAGGGUGCAAUCGUAUGUGUGCAACAUGUAUGGAUUAUUGAUUUUUUAUUUCUCUUUGUAUUUAAGUUUUGUAGCUGUAUGUAGAAAUAGUUCCUAAGAAGUGGCAGCUGGUUGCAUCAGCCAUGCUCUCCUUUA
Molecule: messenger RNA, 4069 nt
Organism: Nerophis ophidion (straightnose pipefish)
Lineage: Eukaryota; Metazoa; Chordata; Actinopteri; Syngnathiformes; Syngnathidae
Product: cyclin-dependent kinase-like 2
Biological process (GO): protein phosphorylation
Cellular component (GO): nucleus
Molecular function (GO): ATP binding; cyclin-dependent protein serine/threonine kinase activity
Source: RefSeq, a predicted model, not a curated record